This is a messenger RNA of Oryzias latipes (Japanese medaka), 2100 nucleotides long. It is a transcript of the gene prph, whose product is annotated as peripherin. Lineage: Eukaryota; Metazoa; Chordata; Actinopteri; Beloniformes; Adrianichthyidae. Gene Ontology annotation, biological process: intermediate filament organization. Gene Ontology annotation, cellular component: plasma membrane; type III intermediate filament; cytoplasm. The record is from RefSeq and is a predicted model, not a curated record. Gene Ontology annotation, molecular function: structural constituent of cytoskeleton.
AGCCUCAGUGCUCUUCGGUCGGCUGUCCUGUUGCUUCACGAGCACCUGGAAGCCUCCAGCUCUUCAUCCUUCUGCAGGGACAGAGAACAAAGCCAGAACAGCCAUGAGCCACUCCUCAAUGCACACCUCCACCUCCUACAGGCGCACCUUUGGAAGCCCUCACCCCGUGUCAAUGUCCUCCUACACCCCUGUGUCCUCUCGAAUGCCCAUUUCUGGGGGACACUACAUGCGUUCAGUGUCACCCGCGGUGGCGUCCCGCUCCACCACUUACCACCAACAGCGCCCGCGCCCCAGCCCCCAGCCCCCUCGCCUUUCAUAUGACAAGGUGGACUUCACCCUGGCUGAGGCCGUCAACCAGGAGUUCCUCGCCACUCGCAGCAACGAGAAAGCAGAGCUGCAGGAGCUGAAUGACCGCUUUGCCAGCUUCAUUGAAAAGGUCCGAUACCUGGAGCAGCAGAACGGAGCUCUGCAGCUGGAGCUGAACCAGUUCAAGGGCCAGCAGCAGCAGGGCCAGCCCAACCGGGCUACCGAUCUCUUCCAGGAGGAACUGAGGGAGCUGAGGCGCCAGAUGGAAGCAAUCGGCAAAGAGAGGGACGAGUACCAGUUGGAGAGGGACAACCUGGCUGAAGAUCUGGCCCUUCUCAAGCAGAGGUUAGAGGAAGAAACCCAGAAGAGGAUGGAUGCUGAGGGUAACCUGGUUGCUUUCCGCAAGGAUGUGGACGAUGCUACACUGUCCCGUUUGGAGCUGGAGAGGAAGAUUGAAUCUCUCAUGGACGAGAUUGAAUUCCUAAAGAAGCUCCAUGAUGAAGAAAUCCAGGAUGUGCAAGUUAGUGUUCAGACUCAGCAGCUGAAAAUGGAGGUGGACAGCAGCUCCAGGCCCGACCUGACUGGUGCACUGAGGGACAUCAGAGCCCAGUAUGAGACCAUUGCUUUAAAGAACAUGCAGCAAUCCGAGGAGUGGUACAAAUCUAAGUUUGUUGACUUGACCGAGUCUGCAAAGCGCAACACUGAUGCACUGAGGCAGGCCAAGCAGGACGCCAACGAUUCCAGAAGGCAGAUUCAGUCUCUCAACUGUGAAAUUGAUGCACUGAAGAACACAAAUGAGGCUCUGGUUAGGCAGAUGCGUGAAAUGGAAGACCAGUUUGGCCUUGAGGUUGGAAACUACCAGGACAAUGUAGGCAGGCUGGAGGAUGAGAUCCGCCACCUGAAGGAAGAGAUGGCUCGCCACCUUCGGGAGUACCAGGACCUCCUCAAUGUCAAGAUGGCACUGGACAUCGAAAUAGCCACGUACCGCAAACUGCUGGAGGGAGAGGAGAGCAGGAUUUCUGUCCCCAUCUAUAAUAUUGGGAUGAGCAAUCACCUUGGUGAACGAGAUUACGAAAGAAUUCCAGACUCCCAGAGCAAAAGAACCGUGGUGAUAAAGACUGUGGAGACUAGAGAUGGAGAGGUGGUGAAAGAAUCCAAAAGGGAGAAGCAGAGUGACGUGGGGAAGACUGACAAGGAUGAGUAGAGUUGUUUGAUAAUCUGAAGGCCUGUGCCAUCAUGAAAAAAAAAAUGGAGAAACAUUUUCCCUCUAUCUAGUUCUCAUUCCUAUUAUGCGUUUGUGUAGCAGUGUGUCUUAGAAUAGGUGCAAUUUUGAAUCAAUAGGAAAUAGUGUCCCUUUGGUGCUAUGUAAGCCACUUUUUGGUAAAUCUGUGUGGGCUGUGCAAAACUACUUUACUGAUGUACCACUUGAGGCCUUUAUCUAGAGUGCAAUCCUGUGGAAUCCUCACACGACUAGAUAUUUUUAGCUAGAAGCCGUAACGGAUUUUAGUUAUUAUACCUGUGGGUGACUAACAAACUGUCCGACAAUGCCCUUUGGCCAACACAUCUUCAAAUACAGAACAAAAUUAGCUUGACAUGUCUACUUAUGUUUUUAGCAGCUUUACUAUUCUUUUCUUGUGCAAAUCACUGUAACAUCACGGGCAGAUUACAGAACAACGCAGAACAUUCUGAAAGUAUGACUAAUUCUAUGUGCAGAAUAGGCUUUGGAGCGAUGAGUGCAUCCGACACAAUUGUUUGUAAAGAUGUACAUGCAAAUAAAAUGAGUUGGAGACAAUA